Ostrea edulis (European flat oyster) is the source of this 2306-nucleotide messenger RNA. RefSeq names its product mediator of RNA polymerase II transcription subunit 26-like. The transcript has 3 exons. Gene Ontology annotation, biological process: regulation of transcription by RNA polymerase II; positive regulation of gene expression. Gene Ontology annotation, cellular component: nucleus; mediator complex; core mediator complex. Gene Ontology annotation, molecular function: transcription coregulator activity. Lineage: Eukaryota; Metazoa; Mollusca; Bivalvia; Ostreida; Ostreidae. Bases 183 to 2093 code for a protein of 636 amino acids. The record is from RefSeq and is a predicted model, not a curated record.
CGCACGGUUUUAUCCAAGGCAGUAGUUCGUCAUUGUACGUCACGCAAAGUACAGAGAGGCUUCCCAGAUGCCAGUGCGCUCUGAGCAUUUGCACAAUGUAUGGAAGUCCGCCAUUGCGGUGGGACAACAUCGGUCAGAGAGCUGGCUGAAAUCCGAAAUUUGGGGAGCUUUAGGGCAUCCCAAUGCAGCACACUCCCCAAGAUCUAAAAGAAAAGCUGCUGGAGGCUCUUGAUGAUGAUAACAAUGUUAUCGACAUGGACGGAGUGUUGGCCGUCAUCACGAUAUUGGAAACGUACCCGAUCACAAGAGAUGUGCUGGAGCAAACAAGAAUUGGGAAGUACGUUAAUGAACUCAGGAAGAAAACAAACAAUGAACAAUUAGCCAAGAGAGCAAAGAAGCUAGUGAGAAACUGGCAGAAACUUAUCAACCCUGAAGUAAAUGGAGAUCAUGGAGGGAUUGCACCCAGUCACCCCAGUGUAGCAGCUUUAAGUGGGAAUGGUUCCAAGCCCAGUAGUCCAGCACUAUCUCAAAAGUCAUUAUCUCCAGUGGUCAGUAGUCAGAAUGUUGUGCGUCCUAGUCUUUCAAAACAGUAUCCAGGAUACAAACCGAACACACCCACCCAGACUUUUAACCAAAUUGUGAAUCCAAAUACUCCCAAACUUCCGCAACCUCCAAGGAGUAAACCGAACACUCCUAAUAUGUCCCAGUAUUUGAAAUCGGGACUCUCUCCCAAUCUGAGCACGAGUGAUCUUAAGGGUUAUAGUAAAACCUUCCCUAGCAAAGUUCCAAGGCUAAAUUCUGUGCAUUCUUCCCCCGAACUAUCACCCAAUGUGUUGAAUUCACAAACUGAUCGUUUAAGCAAUAAUGGCAGUCCUUCUGAUGAAGUAGAAUCCCAUGGAAGGCUGUUAAAAAAUUUGUCUCAUGAGAGUCUUUCAAGUUUGAGUGGUAGUGUCAAGGAUAUUCCACAGCACUCACAUUCCAUGAGAGAAAAUGGACGUUCUUUGUCUUCAUAUUCAGGGUCAGCACAUGAUGAUCAAAGUAUAAACUCUAAAACAAAUGUUGCAAAUAAAAAGAAGACACGAAAUGAGAACCAAAAUGCUGUUCGAGCUCCCUCUAAAAGUGAGAAUGUGUCCUACAAGACAGUUGCCAAUGGGUCCGUGGCACCUUCCCCCGUCAUGUUCAGUGACAGAAGUAUGCACAACUCGAGUCGAAUAUCACCGUCCUCAUCCAUUUCCUCUGAUGGAGGUGGGAAACAGCAUACCUUGCCAAGUCGUCGAAAUGCUAAUCUUGUGGUCAGCACCGAUACUCAAAAGUCCUUUGAUAAGGCAUUAAAGACACCAAAAGUGAAAACAACUGCACAAUUAAUUGCAGAUCUGCAAGCUAAAAGUGGAGGAUCUGCGGUUGGAAAUCGUGUGAUUCAUCAAAUUGAAACGAAUCAAAUUCGAAAGGAAAGUGAUGAACCACCUCCUGUUCUACCACCAGGUGCUCGACCCAAACGGAGGCGUAAACACGAAGAUCUGCAGAAUUCAUCCACGCCAAUUCGGCCACCAGUUAAUCUAAGUCAGACAAAACGGGAACUUGUCGAAAAUUAUCUUGAGAGCUCUAUUACACCUAGCAGUGCUGUGGACAUGAGUCCCUUCAAAUAUGAGCUUUCUCAAUCAGAAUCUCUUGGCAAAGAGGAAUCAGGCAUGGACAUUACCGACAGUUCAGAGAUUGAUACAAAUUAUCGACCACUGGAAGUCCAAUCAAAGGAACAUGAUCUCGGUGACAGCAUUAAUACAGACAUUGUGAAAAGAGAGGAGAGUGGGGAAAGUAAAAUGCUUACUCUCGAAGAGAUUUAUGAUCAGUUACGGCCUAUUGACUACAGUAGUGUAGACUUUGACUGUAUGGAAACUGAAGAAGAGAGUGAACCUCCACAAGAAGAAGGCGUAAGUGAUGGGGUUUUGGAGCGUUUGCACAAUUCUGAGUGGGGUGAGGUGAAUGGGUUGUAUGAUAUCAAUGGUGCUUGGAAAGACUGGACACAAACAAUUACAGUGGCAUCUUACAAUGAUGAACCUCUUCAUAUUCUGCCAUAUGUUCUCACGGACGACUAGUGCAGAAGAAAUCCGUGUUUACAAUUAAUUUUCUCCAUUACUUUUAUUUUAUUACGAGUUAGUGCAAAUAGAUCAGAUCAGUGCUUUCAAAAUUUAUGCAGAUCUAUGUAAUAUUUGUUGAUAUUUAAAAGAUCUUUAAUUAUGUGUUUGUAUUUGUUCUUGUAUUUGUAAAACUUUCGAGGGAAGUAAAACAAAUAAAGGAUUUAUAAUUAA